This is a messenger RNA of Schizophyllum commune H4-8, 832 nucleotides long. RefSeq lists its product as uncharacterized. NCBI's taxonomy places the organism in Eukaryota, Fungi, Basidiomycota, Agaricomycetes, Agaricales, Schizophyllaceae. The record is from RefSeq and is a predicted model, not a curated record. The transcript has 3 exons. The coding region runs from base 146 to 607 and encodes 153 amino acids.
GGCGGCAUGCGAAAUCUUACGAGGGGGGUGGGGAUUCGGCACGCGCAGCCGAAGGACCCCCGCGAGUAGGUCAAAGGACCCCAGUGAGGAGGUCGGAGAUUCUCGACCACUCAAGCUUUUUGAGGGCGCGCUCGAGGCCUGCGGCAUGGCGCGCUGGAGGCCUGCCAUAUGUCGCUGCGGGUCAAGGGUUGUACGUCGCGCGACUGCGAUGCCCCCAUGCAAAGAUCAAGGUGCGCGUUCGUGUUGUUCAUGUAUUACUUAUCAUACACCCCCCCUUAGUCCGUGGAUUCGCUCACCACCCCUUCCCCUCUCCUAUCGCAUUCCACCUCCCCCUCCCCUCCCCCUCGCUUCUCCCUCCCCCUCCACCUCCCUUUCGCCCCUCUCCACUUCCCCCCAUCGCGUCUCCCUACCCUCCUCCUCCUCUUGUCAUUUUGCCUCCCCCUUCCUCCGCCUCCCCCAUCGCUUCUCCGUCCCCUACCCUCCCCCCUCCUCUGACUCCCCCUUCCUUCUUCUCUCCUUUCCCUCCCCCUCUCUUCCCCUUCGCAUUUCGCCUCCCCCUCCCCUUCACUUCGCUUCCCCCUCCCCCUCCCUUCCUCCCACUCCUUAGCCUCUCCCCCCUUCGCUUCCCCCUCCCCCUCUGCUUCGCUCAUCAAUUUCUCGGCUCAAGCGAGAUUUUAUAACCGACAUGCGUGGAGGGAGGUGGAGGGGGGAGGGGGGAGUGAAGAUGUGGAGAAUUGAUGGGAACGCGCCGGAAAGGGGUGGGGGUGGGUGGAAGCGAAGGGGAGAGGGGAGGUGGGGGAGGGUGGGAGCGAAAGGGACGGAGGGGAAGAUG